Messenger RNA from Dracunculus medinensis (Guinea worm), 665 nucleotides. The record is from the annotation of a GenBank genome assembly. Lineage: Eukaryota; Metazoa; Nematoda; Chromadorea; Rhabditida; Dracunculidae.
GUUAUAAUAUUUCUACAGGCGAUAAUAAAGCGAAAGCAGAUGCUUUGAAAAAGUUGAUGCUGAUGGUUAUGAAUGGUGAAAAACUAAGUCCAAGCCUUAUGAUGAAUGUGAUUCGCUUCUGUUUACCUACAUCAGAUCAUACAAUCAAAAAAUUGUUACUUCUUUUCUGGGAAAUUGUACCAAAAACUGACAACGAUGGUAAACUUUUGCAUGAAAUGAUCCUCGUUUGUGACGCAUAUCGUAAAGAUCUUCAACAUCCUAAUGAAUUUAUUCGUGGAUCUACUUUAAGAUUUCUUUGUAAACUUCGCGAACACGAUUUGCUUGAGCCACUUAUGCCUGCCAUUCGCUCUUGCCUUGAGCAUCGCCAUUCAUAUGUACGUCGAAAUGCUGUUCUUGCCAUAUUCACAAUAUACCGAAAUUUCGAAGAUCUUAUUCCUGAUGCACCAGAAUUGAUAUCGAAUGUAUUGAAUAAUGAACAGGAUGCGUCUUGUAAGCGAAAUGCGUUCAUGAUGCUAUUACAUGUUGACCAGUCUCGGGCAUUAGACUAUUUGUUUGAUGUUAUGGAUCAAGUUACAUCCUUCGGUGACAUAUUGCAGUUGAUUAUUGUUGAACUUAUUUAUAAGGUUAGUUUUUUGCCUCUUAUUUUCAAAAUUUUCCAAUCUUGA